AUUUGUAUUUAUCUCCGAUUGUAACCUCAAAUUCUGACGGUUCAGCUGUCAUUUCAAGCCAAGUUGUUUACAAACGUUCAAAACACAAUAAAAGCGUGAUUUGAUCGCAGAAAAACAAGUGCUCGUGUAAAAAUGGGUGAAAGAAAAGGCACAAACAAAUAUUACCCCCCUGAUUACGAUCCCAAGCAUGGGGGCCUUAAUAAGUUUUUGGGGACCCAUGCCCUCAGAGAGAGGGCUAGAAAAAUCGACAAAGGUAUCAUUAUUAUCAGGUUCGAGAUGCCCUACAAUAUUUGGUGCGACGGAUGUAAAAACCACAUUGGUAUGGGUGUUAGGUAUAAUGCCGAAAAGACUAAGGUCGGGAUGUAUUAUACAACUCCUGUCUAUGAGUUUAAUAUGAAAUGCCACCUGUGUGAAAAUCAUAUUGUGAUUAGGGCUGACCCAGGGAACUUGGACUAUGUCAUACAAUCAGGAGCAAGAAGACAAGAAAACAGAUGGGACCCCUUAAAAAACGAACAAAUAGUACCUGAAACAAAAGAAACGCAAAAAAGGCUAUUUGAUGAUUCAAUGUAUAAGUUGGAACAUGGGGAGGAAGACAAAAAUACAGCAGAAAGUGCCAAACCACGUCUAGUAAAGCUGUUUAACAGAAGUGAAGCUCAGUGGUCAGAUAAUUAUACUGCAAAUCAAAAGUUGAGGGCUGAAUUCAGGAAACAAAACAACAUUUUUAAAGGCCAAAAAGCAAAUGAUAAUGCCUUACUGAAAAAAUCAAGUCUGGACAUUCCGUUACUGCCUGAAAGAGACGAAGAUAAAAAAGUUGCAUCCUUAUUGAGCAUGAAAUUAAAAUCAUCUAAAUCCAUAGCAGAAAAUACAGAUUUAGUCAGAAAAAAAAUUAUAUCACAAUCUUCCCUACCCACGCACAAUUUUAGUAAAGCCAAGGAAGAAAAAGCACUGAAAAUAUUGACAAAAAGUAAUUGUUUAGGUAUUUUAUCUAAAAGAAAAAGUAGUGCAGUUUGUGAAGAAGUUUUGCCCAAAAAAAUUGCAAUGGAAUCAUUAGUGGGGGAUUAUGGGUCCAGUACUGACUCUGAAUAAUUUAAGUGUUAAUAUAUUUUUU
Molecule: messenger RNA, 1108 nt
Organism: Brassicogethes aeneus
Lineage: Eukaryota; Metazoa; Arthropoda; Insecta; Coleoptera; Nitidulidae
Source: the annotation of a GenBank genome assembly